Chinchilla lanigera (long-tailed chinchilla) is the source of this 4220-nucleotide messenger RNA. RefSeq names its product transmembrane channel-like 8 (gene Tmc8). Gene Ontology annotation, molecular function: mechanosensitive monoatomic ion channel activity. The transcript is spliced from 16 exons. NCBI's taxonomy places the organism in Eukaryota, Metazoa, Chordata, Mammalia, Rodentia, Chinchillidae. Gene Ontology annotation, cellular component: plasma membrane. The record is from RefSeq and is a predicted model, not a curated record. The coding region runs from base 1771 to 3969 and encodes 732 amino acids.
AUUUGUGCGGUCUCUGGUGGAAGCCCACGGGGUUUUGUGAGACUCAAUUUCCCCAAGUUUCAAAAGGGGACAAUAACUCCAGACCUCCCCACUUCCCGGGAGCAGAGACUGCCAAAUGAGACAUAGCUGCGAAGCGCCUCCCGCAGCGAGCCUUUCCGCACCGGGCUGGGCAACCCCUUCCUUCCAGGCCUCAGCGGAUGCCCGCCGCGCCCCACCCCCGCCGCCCGGCCCGGUUAUCUUCCCCUCCCGUGGGGCUCCGAGGCGUGCUUUGAGUUGUUUAUCUAGCAGGAGUUGAGGGCUUCCAGUGUGCUAGGUGGGGAGGAGGGGCGCCACGGAGGGCAGACCGACACUUUGUGAAAGUCCCCAAGGGCUCCGCAACAGCCAGGAGACAGACACCGAACCUAGCGCACAGAGACCAAAACCGCGGCUGGGAGGUUCCUCCGUCUCAGACGCCAGCCAGAGCAUGAGCCUUAGCCUCCUGGCAGCUCUGCGAGGACACGAUUUUGAGACCCCCGUGCCACCAAGGACCCGAGGAGGGGGAGGGGACGCGAGGCGGGCGGCUUGACUGAGCAGGAGGCAGAGGGGGUCAGGACCUUGCUGGAGCGGCGAACCGGGAAAGACAGGCUGCAGAAACAGAGCCCAUGAACUACAGGAACCGGGUCUGGAACGUGAAGCGAGACGUGGAUGGAGGGGCUGGGGCCCCCGCUUCUUUGCAGCUCUCAGGAGGUCCUCCAGUGGGGAACCUUAGGCUGCUUCUCAGUACCUUGGCGUGAAGCUCUAGCACUGCCCGGCCACUGCCACCCCAGGUCCCCUGGCACACAGUCCCCUCCGUGCACACCCACACUGGACUUGGCUUACCCCAGGCCCAACCUGAAAGCCACCUCUCCAGUUGGAGCAUGUGCCAUCUCUACUGACGCUGGCACUGUGACUCUGUCCCCUGCUCCCCCUCCCGCUGUGUGCCGGCAUCAGCACCAAGCUUGGGGCCUGGAACCAGGAGGCAUGGGAGGCAGAGAAGCUCCAGGAGAACUCAGAGCUGGAGUGACCCAGCCCUGAAGGAGGUGCACAGGGCGCAGGGAGGCCGGACUACGAGGUCUCCCAGGGCAUCCAGGGCCAAGGAAUCGGCCACCACGGUUCCUAAAUGUCAAACGUGGAGCCCUUCCCGAGCACUGUCACUGGGGCCCGGGUGUAAGAGUGGAAGGGGGUGCAAGCCACAGAGGCGGGAAGCUCAGAAAUAACUGGCUUUGAACACCAAGCAGCCAGUGCAACGGAGGACCAUGUGUCGCUAUCGCACUCUCCGGGCUGACCUGCUGAAGAAAGAUAAGGGGCGCGCCCUGCAUCCCGCCGCCUUCGCCCCGCAGGGCCAGGUCCCCAGGUGGACAGCAGCCCAGCCUGGGCAAGCCACAGCUCGGACCUGGGGCCUGUGGGACACCAGAGGGAGAGGAGGUGGACCCCCACCCACUCACACAAGGCUAGCAGCCUACCGGCAUGCGCCUCUCACCUGCGCUGCCCGCACCCCCGCAGCCCAGAGGAAGUGCCACUCAGCUUCAGUUAGAGCAGAGGAAACUUUGGGGAAGGCCAGGGUUCCUGUCACGUGACCCCACCCUAGCUCACUCACAGUCCCCUCCGCCUUGGUGUCUGCCGAAGGGGCUCCCUCAGGAAUUGGCGCCUUGGUCCCCAGACCAAGACCUUGCAGCUUCCCGUCUGGUUCCCGUGUCCCUCGUCCCUCCUGAGAGCAGAGGUUGAACCCGUGCCCCACCCCCUACCACCAGGAUGUUGCACCAGUGGUCAGCACCGUCAGGGCAGACCCCAAGGGGGCCAGGACCGCCGCCAGAGGCUGAGGAGCUCUGGGAGCAAGAGAUGGAGAGGCUGCGUGCCUCCCAGGAACCGCUGCGCUCACUGCCCUAUGCCAUGACGGACAAGCGCUUCAUCCGGCAGAUGCGGGAGCCCAAGGGCGUGGAGAUGACCUGCUGGCAGCGGUGGCGGCAAAGACAGCAGACCUUGGGACGGCGCCUGAGGGAGGCGGCGCGGCGGCUUGCCUGGGGCUUCGGGCUCUGGGAGGGGGCGCUGUAUGAGAUCGGGGGCCUCUUUGGCUCAGGCAUCCGGUCUUACUUUACCUUCCUCCGCUUCCUGCUGCUGCUCAACCUGCUCACUGUGCUACUGACUGCCAACUUCGUGCUGGUGCCCCUCGCCUGGCUCCAGCCCCCAGGCCCAAGUCCCACCCUGAACUUCACCCUCCAGUGCCCCGGCAGCCACCAGCCCCAGACUUACGCUCCAAGGUUCCACAAUCAGCUUUGGAAUGUUUUAACUGGCAGGGCCUUCAACAACACCUAUCUCUUCUAUGGUGCAUACCGGGCGGGGCCUGAGAGCAGCUCUGCGUACAGCAUCCGCCUGGCCUACCUGCUCUGCCCACUGGCCUGCCUGCUGCUCUGCUUCUGUGGGACUCUGCGGCGGAUGGUGAAAGGGUUGCUGCAGAGGCCGGGGUUGGACCAGGACUACAGGGUGCCCCUCAGUGCCAAGGUCUUCUCAUCCUGGGACUUCUGCAUCCACGUGCAGGAAGCAGCCACCAUCAAGAAGCACGAGAUCAGCAAUGAGUUCAAGGUGUACCUGGAGGAGAGCCGCCGCCGCCAGCAGGUGCAGCGGGACACUCCCACCCAGCGCGCCUGCCGCCUGCUCAGCUACCUGCGAGUCAAUGUCCUCAAUGCGUUCCUGGUGGUUGGGGCCAUCAGCGCCAUCUUCUGGGCCACUAAGUACUCACAGGACAACAAGGAGGAAUCCCUAUUCGUGGUGCUUCAGUACCUGCCCCCUGGGGUCAUCUCGCUGGUCAACUUCCUGGGUCCCCUGCUAUUCAUGUUCCUGGUCCAGCUGGAGAACUACCCUCCUAGCACCGAGGUCAACCUCACCCUCAUCUGGUGUGUGGCGCUGAAGUUGGCCAGCCUGGGGAUGUUCUCCUUCUCUCUGGGUCAGACCGUGCUGUGUAUCGGCAGAAACAAGACCAGCUGUGAGACCUACGGCUACAACGCCUGUGACUAUCAGUGCUGGGAAAACUCAGUGGGUGAGGAGCUGUACAAGCUGAUCAUCUUCAACUUCCUCCUCACGGUGGCCUUCGCCUUUUUCGUCACCCUGCCUCGGAGGCUGCUGGUGGAGCGGUUCUCAGGCCGGUUCUGGACUUGGCUGGGCCGGGAAGAGUUCUUGGUGCCCAAGAACGUGCUGGACAUCGUGGCGGGGCAGACGGUCACCUGGAUGGGCCUCUUCUACUGCCCCCUGCUGCCCCUGCUCCACAGCGUCUUCCUUUUCCUCACCUUCUACAUCAAGAAGUACACCCUCUUGAGGAACUGCAGGUCGUCCCCUCGGCUCUUCCGCGCCUCCAGCUCCACCUUCUUCUUCCAGCUGGUGCUGCUCCUAGGCCUGCUCCUGGCAGCGGUGCCCCUGGGCUUUGUGGUCAGCAGCACCCACUCCUCCUGGGACUGUGGCCUCUUCACCAACUACUCAGCACCCUGGCAGGUGGUCCAGGAACUGGUGGCUCUGCGGCUCCCGCCCCCUGGCCAGCGUGCCCUCCACUAUCUCAGCUCUCACGCCUUCGGCUUCCCCCUCCUCAUCCUCCUCAGCCUCAUUCUGGUCGUGUGCUGCUGCCAGUCCCAAGCCAAUGCAAGGGCCAUCCAUAUGCUCCGGAAGCAGCUGGUGUGGCAAGUCCAGGAGAAGUGGCGCCUGGUGGAGGAGCUGUCGCGGCUGUUACAGGAGCCAGGCUCGAACGAAUCUCCGAUCCCGGACUCCCCUCACUUCCGAACUUCACGCCCAAGGUCCUUCGGCCCCGGAUUCCCCAGCCCAGGCUCCCCGGGUCCCAGGGACCCCGGCAGGGACUCUCCCACACAGACCCCGCCCUGGUUGAGCUCCUCCUACCCGGGAUCGCUCGGUGCCCCGGCCCCCGGCCCCCGGCUCCGCUUCCCCAGCGGCGCGGAGCUGUUGCUGUAGCACCACUCGGCGUGCCUCACGGCUGGACCUGGAGCACGCACUUUCUCACCCUGGCUCCUGGAGAGGACCGUCUUCACACACACCGACAGGGCUCCCCAAAGAGGUCCGCACAUCCCCAGGGGCAGCAGGAAGACCAUAUGAGAAUUUCUAUUUUUUCAUCUCAUCCCUUUAAAAUUUCUAUUUUUUACUGAAUAUUUUAUAGUGCACGUAAUACAUUAUUAUAGUAACCCAUAAACACAAUUCACAAAUAA